Messenger RNA from Poeciliopsis prolifica (blackstripe livebearer), 2830 nucleotides. It is a transcript of the gene fer, whose product is annotated as fer (fps/fes related) tyrosine kinase. Gene Ontology annotation, biological process: cell adhesion; peptidyl-tyrosine phosphorylation; chemotaxis. Lineage: Eukaryota; Metazoa; Chordata; Actinopteri; Cyprinodontiformes; Poeciliidae. The record is from RefSeq and is a predicted model, not a curated record. Gene Ontology annotation, molecular function: ATP binding; non-membrane spanning protein tyrosine kinase activity.
GAAGCCCCUCCCUGUUAGCUGUUAGCUUUUAGCUCUGCAUCCCAGACAGCAGAGCAAAAACACGGGAACGGAGCAGAUAAACCCUGUGCAGAGGACGACAUGAGUCCCGGGGAGGACCAGAGGGAAGCACGGUGACCAGACGGAGACGCUGCCGCCGCAUUAUCCAGUUUUCAGGACAAUGCCCUCAGGUUUUUCUGUGCUGCACUUCUAGAGACAGAACCACUGAUCCGGGAUGGGUUUUGGUCGGGAUCUCAUCAACUCCCACGAGGGAUUGCUGAAGCUGCAGGACUGGGAGCUGAAGCUGCUGGAGACGGUGAAGCGCUUCAUGACGCUGCGGGUGAAGAGCGAUAAGGAAUAUGCCGCCCUGCUGCUCAGCAUGACUCAGCAAACAGAGAAGCAGGAAGCCGCCGACUACGUGAGCACAGUCAGCAAGUCGUGGUCUCAGGUGAUCCGUCAGACAGAGGCGUUGGGUCACAUCAUGAGGAGCCACGCCGACGACCUGAACUCGCCCGCUGCACGCCUCGCCACGCUGAUUCGGGACAAGCAGCAGGUGAAGAAGAGCUACCAGAGUCUUCAUCAGCAGCUGGAGACCCACAACCACAAGGUAACCAAAAAUGACCUGGAGAAGCUGAAGGCCUCCUACCGUCAGCUGAGCCGCGACGCCAACAACGCCAAAGAGAAGUACCGAGAGGCGUUAACCAAAGGCCGGGAAGCAGAGCGGGCUCGCGAACGUUACGACAAAGCCACAGCGAAGCUCCAUAACCUCCACAACAACUAUGUGUUGGCGGUGUGCGGCGCCCGAACGCAGCAGGACAACCACCGCCAGCGGGCGGCGCCAGCGCUGCUGGAUGCGCUGCAGAGGAUGCAGGAGGACAUGACGCUGGCACUUAAAAGUAUCCUGGAGGAGUACUGUGAGAUCAGCAGUCUGCUGACGGAGGAAGUCGUCGGCGUCCAUCGGGAGAUCUCGGCGUCCGUCCAGCAGAUAGACCCGCUGGCCGAGUACCAGCACUUCAUCGACGCCUACAGGUCGCCGGUGCCACCGGAGGCGAACGUGGAGUUCGAUGCGUCCCUAUUGGACGAGACGGAAAACAUCCCGGCCAACGAGAUCCUGUGGAACACGCUAACGGCAGACAGCUUGCAGAACACGUUAUCGUGGAAGACGGAGGAGUUGGCGCUGACCCAGAAGAACCUGCAGGAGAAGGAGACGCUGGCAGACGACCUGGAGGCCCGGAUCCAGACCGGCCAGCAGAACGCCGACAGGAAAAGCGACUGCGUCCUAUUGCUGAGCCAGAAGUUGUCCCUGCUGGAGCUGCGUCAGGCCGUCCAAUCACUGCGCAGCUCAGAGGCCUGCCUCCUCUCCCAGAAGGCCUUGCUGGACGCCAAGAUUACCGCUGCGGUCGCUUCCCCGCCGCCAGCACUGCAGUAUGAGGACGACACGCGCUCGGUGUCAUCGACGGACAAGAAGGAGAAGAGCUCCCGCUUCGAUACGCUGCGCCACUCGCUGGCCGGCAUGAUGCGCUCGCCCAAAGCCGUGCUGGGCUCCUCCACUUCGCAGUUCUUUGAUGUGAUUCCCACGUCGGAGCGCCCCCUGGCGGAGCAGGAGUGGUACCACGGGGCCAUCCCCCGCACCGAGGCUCAGGAGUUGCUACGGCAUCAGGGGGACUUCCUGGUGAGGGAAAGCCACGGGAAGCCGGGCGAGUACGUCUUGUCGGUGUUCUCUGACGACCAGAGGCGGCACUUCAUCAUCCAAUUCGCCGACAGUCAGUACCGGUUUGAAGGGACGGGCUUCCCCACCAUCCCUCAGCUCAUCGAGCAUCACUUCUCCUCCAAGCAGGUCAUCACCAAGAAGUCUGGGGUCGUCCUGCUUAACCCGGUCGUCAAGGACAAGAAGUGGAUCCUGAACCAUGAAGAUGUUGUGCUGGGAGAACUACUAGGAAAGGGUAACUUUGGCGAGGUCUUCAAGGAACGCUGCAGCGAGACAAAGUGCCUUGCCGUCAAAACAUGUAAAGAGGAUUUACCUCCAGAGCUGAAGAUCCGCUUCCUGUCUGAGGCCAGGAUCCUCAAGCAAUACGACCAUCCCAACAUCGUGAAGCUGAUCGGCGUCUGCACUCAGAGGCAACCCAUCUACAUCGUCAUGGAGCUGGUUUCAGGCGGGGACUUCCUGUCAUUCCUGAGGAAGAAGAAAGACGAACUGAAGACGAAGCAGCUGGUUCGCUUCGCUGUGGACGCUGCUGCCGGCAUGGCGUACCUGGAGAGUAAAAACUGCAUCCACAGGGACCUGGCCGCCAGGAACUGUCUGGUGGGUGAAAGCAACGUGUUGAAGAUCAGCGACUUCGGGAUGAGUCGGCAGGAAGAUGACGGCGUUUAUUCUUCUUCUGGACUCAAGCAGAUUCCCAUCAAGUGGACGCCUGAGGCCCUGAACUACGGUCGCUACAGCUCAGAGAGCGACGUGUGGAGCUACGGCAUCCUGCUGUGGGAGACCUUCAGCCUGGGGGUGUGUCCGUACCCAGGGAUGACCAAUCAGCAGGCCAGGGAGCAGGUGGAGAAAGGCUACAGGAUGUCGUGUCCUCAGCGUUGCCCUGACGACGUGUACAAAGUGAUGCAGCGCUGCUGGCAGUACAACCCGGAGGACCGGCCCAAGUUCUCAGAGCUGCAGAGAGACCUGGCGGCCAUCAAGAGGAAGUGAGGCGAGGCCACGCUCACAGGGGGCGGGGCCUGCGUUAGCUGGCGGCCAUGGAGAGGAAGUGAGGCCUGCGGCCGCUUCCUGUCAGACAAUACAGGUGCUGUCGCCACAGAAACAGCCAAGAACAUGUAAACACGGUGCCUAAAU